GUAAAAAGUCAGCCUUGGUGUCUCAUUAGAUGGUUGUUCCGACAAUGUCCGGAGAUGUUGCUCAUUUUACUGGAUUAGCAAAACAGCUUGAAACUCAAGAAUUAGACUCACCAGGUGGAGUCGCAACACCUCAAAUAUACUCUCAGUUAUUAGCAAUUUAUCUGGUUCAAAAUGAUAUUUCAAAUGCCAAACUGUUAUGGAAAAGAAUACCACUUUCAGUAAAGACAUCUAAUCCAGAUCUUGGUCAGGUAUGGAGUGUAGGACAGAAGAUGUGGUCUCGAGAUUACUCUGCAGUCUAUGAAGCUUUACAAAAGGAUUGGCCAGACUAUCUUAAAGCAGUAAUGGCAGCCCUUUUAGAAUCCACAAGACAGCGAGCAUUCACCCUUGUCUCCCAAGCUUAUUCCUCCAUUAAUGCUGAUGAUUUUUCAGCAUUCAUGGGAAUGCCAGUGGCAGAGGCAGUAACAGCUGCCACUAAUCGGGGUUGGCAGGCUGACCCCCAGACCAGGUUGAUCUCACCUAAAAAAGAAGAAAAACCAGCUGCAGUUGCUAUCCCCAAUGAUCAACAAAUGGCUAGAUUUACAGACUAUGUGUCCUUCCUAGAAAACUGAUGAUAGGCUAAUACUACUAGAGAAAAAUACAAUUUUAUAUGAUAGUUGCCAAAGCAGCAUAAAAACCCAUAUGCAAAACACAAGUGCAUAAAGUUGAAAUAUCCCUAAAAUUAGGAAACUUGUUAUUAAACAUUUGCCGGGGUCCAUUGACGUCAGAAUCUUGUACAUUGAACAUGUAUGCAAAAUGCCUAUACUAUGUGUUACAUUGGAAAAAUAAUAUUUGUGAAACCAGCACCUAUGAAUACAUUCAUUAUGCACUGUUCCUCAAUGUAGCAAUCCUUAUGCAGUGUUGAAUAUAGAUUUACAGUAAAACCUGUCUAAUCCGAAUGCCUCUGGGACGAGACAAAACUGUUCAGAUUGGCAGGUGUUCAUAUUUCGGGGUUUCAUAAACAUGAAGCCAAUGAGAGGUAAC
Owenia fusiformis is the source of this 1020-nucleotide messenger RNA. The record is from the annotation of a GenBank genome assembly. NCBI's taxonomy places the organism in Eukaryota, Metazoa, Annelida, Polychaeta, Sabellida, Oweniidae.